Messenger RNA from Hyaloperonospora brassicae, 2952 nucleotides. The record is from the annotation of a GenBank genome assembly. NCBI's taxonomy places the organism in Eukaryota, Oomycota, Peronosporomycetes, Peronosporales, Peronosporaceae.
AUGGCAGCAGCAGCAGCUCACAUAGACGUGAUCGAUCUCUCGAAAAGCGAAGACGAUGAUGCUGUCGCGUCUGACGACACACUCCCAUCGCUGGCGGCGCGGUGGCUGUCAUUCGAGAAGGAAAUGGUCGAGGAGCUGUACGCGCAGGACGGGAUGUUGGUACUGGGUCGUGGGUUAGGCCUCUUGCGCGUGUUUGCGAGCUUCGUGCGUCUCUUUUGCUCGCCCCGCAGUCUCGUGCUCUGUCUGAACGUCAAUGAACAAGCAGCGACGCUGCGACGCCUCGUGCUGGCACUGGGUCUCGACCGACGUCGAUUGCCGCGCGUCGUAGACGCUCGGACGCCGUUGAGCGAGAGGCAGCAGCUGUACAAACGCGGCGGUGUCUUUUUUGUCACGACUCGCAUCCUCGUGGUCGAUCUGCUGUCCAGUCACGUGGAUCCAGGCAUUGUCAGUGGGCUGCUGGUCAACCACGCUCACGCGGUGACGGAAACGUCGAUUGAAGCGUUUAUCCUACGGCUCUAUCGCGAACGCAAUCGAGAUGGAUUCAUCAAAGCGUUUUGUGACGACAGCGUCGCGCUAUCGUUGGGUUUCAACCGCGUGGAACAAGUACUGAAGCACUUGUACGUGCGCAAUGUGUUUUUGUACCCGAGAUUCCAUGUCUCGAUCCACUCGUGUCUAGAGCAACAUCAACCUGACGUGUACGAGAUCGAAGUGGCGUUUUCACCCUUGAUGAAGACCAUGCAGGAAGCACUGCUUGUUGCACUGGAAGCCACGGUAAAAGAGCUGCAACACAGCACCAAAUCUCUUGACGCCGCUGAUCUUACGAUGGAGAGGGCGCUUGCAAAGUCGUUUAGCAAUUUCAUUCGACGGCAAUUGGACCCGUUGUGGCACAAGCUGCCCGUUAAAACGAAGCAACUUGUUGCGGACUUGUCGACGCUGCGUCAGCUGCUCGUAUACCUUCCACAUUACGACGCUAUUUCGUAUUAUUCGUUUCUGGUAAACUACCAAACCAUGAACGGCCAGCAACGUUUUCCCUCGCCGUGGCUCUUCACAGAUGCUGCGGACCGUCUUCUUUCUGCGGCAAAAGACCGACUAUACCAGAUUGUCGACCCGAAAACCAAGAAGCCCGUGAAUUCCCGUCAGCUCGGUGCAUCGAGUGGUUCGACUGCGAAUGCUGCAAACAUCGCGGAGCUGAAAAUUGUGCUUGAGCAUAAUCCAAAGUGGGAUGCGCUCAACGAGAUCUUGGACGAAGUGCACCAUGAACAACAGCGUGAUCAAAAGGAGAAAUCGGAUCAGGAGAAGGCGAGAGCAGCAGCUGGUGGGGCCAAUGUACUGGUGAUGGUCAAGGAUGAGCGGACCUGUGCACAGCUGCGUGAGUUUUUGAGUUUAGGCACUCAGGAAAUGAUGCGACGGCGUUUCGGCCAUUACUUGCUCCAGAAAGAGGCCACGUUGAAGCAAAAAGGAGGUAGUAUGGCUUCACUGGGGCUUGAGCAACGACUUCUUUUGGACGCCGCCGUGAAAUUACGAGCAGAUGAACUGUACACUGAAGAGAAAGCGGCGCUCUCGUCAGGCGCGAAAAGCAAGCACAAACCUGGCAACUCGAAGAAGCGAAUGCGAGAGAAGUUAUCACAAAGCAGCUACCAGGAUGUCCAGAUGCACACUACUGAUGUGUCGAGCUUCGGUUUGUCAGCAGCAGAGCUGGAAGCCAUUACUGCAAAGUGUGAUGAACAAGUAGGGUGUGGUGCCAAAGCAAGAUUGUCGGUAGACGGCUGUCUUCGUGGUGGUCGGGAAGCGUUUCACCACCAAGAUCGAUCUCCAGGAACGCUGGAUUUGUCACUUGAGCUGGUAGACCCCCUCGACAGCGUCGUGCUAUGUACAUACGGUCAAGCCACGCAGCAUGGCUAUGGCGCCUCCGCUUUUCUUGAAGACCUCAUGCCUUCUUGCAUCGUGCUGUACGACCCAGACAUGGCAUUUAUUCGCGAAGUCGAAGUUUUCCAUGCCUCACACGUUGCUCCACUUGAGAUCUACUUCAUGAUGUACAAUGAGAGCACGGAGCAGCAAUCUUACUUGAGUGAAAUCCAGCGCGAGAAGCGUGCUUUCGACAAGCUCAUUCACCAGAAAGCUCACUUGAUGAUGCCGGCCAAUGUUUACGACCUGCCGCUCCACAUGAAGCUACGAAAGCAGAUCGUAGAGUACAGUAUGGACACACGAACGGGAGGUCGGGCCAAGUCUCAUCGCGCUGGCGUUAAAGUUGUCGUGGAUGUCCGCGAGUUUCGGAGCGCCUUGCCAUCCAUGCUUCACAAGGAAGGGCUGUUUGUCCUCCCCGUGACGCUAGAAAUUGGCGACUACGUCUUGUCACCAGAGAUUUGUGUGGAGCGCAAGAGCGUGAGUGAUCUUUUCGGCUCGUUGAAUUCCGGGCGAUUGUUCAACCAGGCAGAAAGCAUGCGGCGCUACUACAAAACACCCGUGCUAUUGAUCGAGUUUACUCAGGGCAAGGCGUUUUCAUUGCAGGACGUGUCAGAGCUGAGCUCCGAGAUCACUGCCACGAACAUCAUCUCCAAGCUGACCCUACUGAUUCUGCACUUCCCCUCACUACGAAUCCUCUGGUCUCGCUCACCACACGCAACGGUGGAUCUUUUCAAGAUCAUCAAGAAGUAUCAAGAAGAACCCGAUAUUGAUACUGCAGCUGCACUUGGCAAUGACGACACAGUAGCAGACGCCAAUGCUGGUUCAAGCAAUCGCGGCGAGGGAGGGCUCGCGGCAAACUACUACAACACUAGCUCGAUCGACGUGCUGAAGAAGUUGCCAGGCGUGAAUGAACACAAUUACCGCAAAGUGAUCGCGAGCAUCAAAAAUCUCGCCGAGCUCAGCCGGCAGUCGCUAGACGAACUCACGGCGCUUCUGGGCAAAACGAACGGGAAGAAGCUACACGCGUUUGUAAACAGAACGCAAUAG